Cryptomeria japonica (Japanese cedar) is the source of this 6519-nucleotide messenger RNA. RefSeq lists its product as uncharacterized. The record is from RefSeq and is a predicted model, not a curated record. The transcript is spliced from 6 exons. Gene Ontology annotation, molecular function: DNA binding; RNA-DNA hybrid ribonuclease activity. NCBI's taxonomy places the organism in Eukaryota, Viridiplantae, Streptophyta, Pinopsida, Cupressales, Cupressaceae. Gene Ontology annotation, biological process: DNA repair. The coding region runs from base 1 to 6519 and encodes 2172 amino acids.
AUGUUCUAUGGAACUCUCUUUAGCUCAGAAGAUAAUGAGGCCUCGAAAGAGGCUCAACACAAAUGCAGUACCAUCAUCCCUAAAAGAAUCUCUGAAUAUGAUGCUCUCCUCCUCAAAGCCAGGAUCUCUAUACAAGAAAUUACUAAUGCCAUUAAAGCCCUCAAGGAUAAUAAGGCCCCAGGCCCUGAUGGUCUCCUUGUGGAAUUCUACAAAACCAAUCUUGAAUGGGUCAUGCAUGACCUCUAUGACAUAUACAAUGAAUCUCUUGACAAUGGAACCCUGGGGGAAUUCAUUAAUAAAGGGGUCUGGAGGGGUUUGGACAGGGGUUUAAUCUCCUCUUUUCUGCGGCUGGGCAUUUUUUCUGGCCGCCGUCUGGUGCGUGGGUCUCUUGGACGGGGGGCUCAAGGUCGUUUGGGCAUUUGGGCCGACUGCCUUGCCUCUUUCCUUAUUUUGUUUGGUACGUGGGCUCUUUUUUCCAUGGAGAAUCAGGGCCUUGCUUCUUCCCUAGAUUUGGAGAUGGUUUUAGAAGAUGUUGACUACUGGGGCAAGCAUGCUCUUAUAUGCAAAUUUUUGGGCCUUCGUCUCUCUCUUCCUGUGUUGGAGUCCUGGGCACGUUGGGUUUGGAACCCUGAAGGAGAUAUGGAGAUUCUUUUAGCGGCUAAUAACUACUUCCUGGUUAUUUUUUCAAGCAUAGCAGACAGGAAUAGGGCUUUUGAGGGUGGCCCUUAUUUCUUUAACCAAGUUGGGCUCUUCAUCAAGCCUUGGCAUAUGGGCUUCAACUCUACGGAAGAGAUCCCGUCGCGGGUGCCUGUGUGGGUUCGUUUGCCGAGGCUUCCGUUGGAAUUUUGGAGGGAAGAUAUCCUCCACUCAAUCUCUUUACUUCUUGGGAAACCUGUUGGAUCGGCUUCACAGACUCAAGAUCGUAAGGUAAUCUCCUUUGCUUGCAUUUGUGUUGAAGUUGAUUUGAAUAAUCCACUACCAGACUCUAUGGAAAUUUGCAUGGGUUCUUCCUCCUGGAUUCAGCAGCUAGUUUAUGAAACCCUCCCAUUCAGAUGCAGAAUUUGCCAUGAAUAUGGUCAUCUUCAUCGCAGAUGCCCCAGAUUGAAUUCUUCCCCCUUGCCUGCCUCUGAACCUCCUAGGUUGAACAAGGGGAAAGCCCCAGUGUCUGAUGGACCUGUUGAUAAGGAGGGAUUUACCCCAGUUAAAUCCCGUAAUAAAGGCAAAGGCAAGAAGAGACCUUGGAUGGAUAGACAGAAUGAUGACACAUUUAACAUGUUUGAGGUUCUGGAUAGCGUAGUCCAAGAAGAUGGUAUUCCAACUGAGCUUUCUUCUGGGGUUAAGGGUCAAGUAGAGAAUCAAGAGGUGGUUGCAAGGAAGGAGGAGCCGAUUCUAUCGUCAGGGGUUCAACAGGUUUGUCAACCGGCUUUGGACUUGCUCUCUCAUGUUCAGAAUAUUGGUGGCCUCCAGGAGUCACAGAUUAUGGUGGGUAAUGCUAGCUUGGCUCCUUGUCCGGAAGCUUUGAAGGCAUCUGCGUAUCCUGUGAAGGGUGCUAAGGCUCCUCCUGCCUUAGGCUUGCAUCAAAAACAUUUUAAAAAGGGGCCUCUAGAUAAGCAGUCAAGGAGUGGAAGGAAGACUGAUCAAGAGAAGGUCAAGAUUAUGGGGGAUACUUUGGUUGAGUCUGGACAAAAGGUUGUUCGCAGAUUAAUCGAGUCUCAGGCUCCGGAUGUGGUAUUCAUUCAGGAAACCAAGCUUUCAGUGGAUGGUUUGAAUAAUUGUGCUCUGCGUAUCUGGCCCCAAGGCUAUUGGCAGGGGGUGGGGGCGUUGGGCAGUUCUGGGGGGGUGGCUUGCUUUUGGAACCCAAGGAAAAUCUCCCCCUUAUGGUGGGUCUCUAGUCGGUCUUCUAUCUCUAUGGUUGCCUCCAUUUUUGAAACUGGCGAAAGAUGUCUUUUCUCCAAUAUUUAUGCUCCUACUGAUCUUCCAAGUAAGACACACCUUUGGGAUCAUAUCAAUUUUGUCCGUUCUCUGGACCCGUUUCUCCCAUGGAUUUUGGCUGGUGACUUUAAUGCUAUUAUUAGUAUGGAUGAAAAACGAGGAGGGUUAGCCAGGCUUGAUCCUUCCUCUCUUUUGCUCAGAGAUAAUAUUGGUCUCCUUAACCUUGUUGACGUGAAGCCAAUCAAUGGAGUUUUUACUUGGAAUAAUAGGCGAUGUGGUGAUGAGGCUAUCUCAGAACGACUUGAUAGAUUUCUGGUUUCCUAUUAUUGGAUGAGUAGCAGGUGGACUACCAGUUCUGAUAUCCUAGAUUGGAGGGGAUCUGAUCACUGGCCUAUCAAACUUUGUGUCUCCUCUUAUGGGGUCACCACAAAUCCGUCCUUCAAAUUUCAAUUGAUGUGGUUACGGGAUCACUCUCUUUGGGAUCUGGUGCUGGAUUGGUGGUACGAAGGGCUUCCUGCUCAUGGGAGGGCCAUGUACACUUUUAGCAAACGGCUCCAACAUGUGAAAUAUAGGCUUAAGAGGUGGAAUAAACAAUGUUUUGGGAAUCUGCAUGCUCAGAAACUUGCUACUCAGUCCACGCUGGAUAGUGUCACUCGUCAGAUUCGAGACCAUGGGCUGUCCUCUGACCUUUUGAAUGCUGAGUCCUUGGCCCUUAAGGGCUUAGAAGAGUGGGAGCUUCGGGAGGAGAUUUUCUGGAAGCAAAAAUCUCGUAUUGAUUGGCUUCAGGAGGGGGACAGGAACACAUCUUUCUUCCAUAACUCGGUCAAGGCCCGUAGGCAAGGGAGCUCCUUUUCCAUGCUUGUCUCGAGUGAUGGGACACAACUCUCAUCCUGUGGUAAAAUUUCGAGGGAAGCUGUCAACUAUUUUUCUAAUCUUUUUACUAGGGAGAAUAUUGCUGCUAGAUCCGAGGAGAGGGCUAUCUUGGAUUCUAUUCCUUGCUUGGUCUCAGAUGAGAUGAAUGGGGCUCUUUUGGGUCCAAUACUGAUGCUUGAAUUGGAGAAGGUUGUGUUUAGUAUGAAAAAAGGCAAAGCUCCUGGCCCAGAUGGAUUUCCGAUUAAGUUCUUCCAGGAAUUUUGGGAAAUAAUAAAGUUUGAUCUCCUUGAGGUGGUUCAGGAAUCCCUUAGGAACAAACAAAUGCUUAAGUCUUUGAAUUCUACUUUUCUAGCUCUCAUACCUAAGAAGGAGGGGGCUAAUCGGAUGGAUCAAUUCAGGCCUAUUGCUUUAUGCAAUGUUGUCUACAAGAUCAUCACCAAAUUGAUUGCUGAGAGACUCAAACCUCUCCUUGGUGCUUUGAUUUCUGCUGAGCAGGGAGGUUAUGUGGAAGGGAGACAAAUCUUGGAUGGUGUCGUGAUUGCUACGGAGGUUAUUCACUCUAUGGCUUCCUGUAAGGAGAGGGCGAUGUUCAUUAAGCUUGACAUGGCUAAAGCUUAUGAUUGGGUGAGCUGGGAGUUCCUUCAGAAUAUCUUCUUGGCCUUUGGCUUUAAAGAGGAAUGGGUGAGUUGGGUUCUCAGUUGUGUUACCUCAUCCUCCUUCUCCAUUCUCAUUAAUGGGGAAUCUUCAGAUUGGUUUAGUGCUUCUCGGGGACUCCGGCAAGGGGACCCUCUUUCCCCUUAUCUUUUCAUUAUCAUGGCAGAAGGUCUUGGUAGAUUUAUUAAAUCUCAGGUGCGACAGGGUCGUAUUCACGGCUGUAGCUGGAACAAUGAUCUCCCUCCCUGUUCUCACCUUCAAUUUGUGGAUGAUACUGCAUUGAUGGGCUUGGCUAGAGUUAGUGAGGCAGUGAAUUUCAGGAGAACUUUAGACAUCUACUUGAAAGCUGCUGGUCAGAGUAUUAAUGAUGAUAAAUCUUCCAUUUAUUUCUUUAAUACUCCUCGUCUCAUUCAGUACAGGAUUGCUAGGAUUCUUAGAUUCCAAAUUGGAUCUCUUCCCCUGAUGUACCUAGGGAUUCCUUUGGCUUUGGGACCCCAACGGAGAGAUUUUUGGCAGGGGAUUUUGGAUAAGUUCCGGAGUAAGGUUAGUCAUUGGACUUACAGAUGGCUCUCUUCUGCUGGUAGAGUGCUUCUCCUUAAAACUGUGGUGCAGGCUCUCCCUAUUUAUAGGUGUUGUGUGCAGAUUCCUCCUGCCUCCUUUAUGAGGGAGUUUGAUGCUUUUUCCCGGCAAUUCCUUUGGUCGGGAAACCUUCUUUCUUCGAAGUGGAGUUUAGUCAAGUGGGAGUCUGUCUGUAGGCUGAAGCAUGCUGGGGGCCUUGGCCUUAGGUCUGUGGCUCUUAUGGAAGUGCCGCGGAUUGCUCUGUUGGGCAAAGGUUCUUGCAUAUGGGAUAUUCUUAAGAAGGGAGCUCAGCUUGUUAGGAAUGGUCUCUUCUGGAUCUGUAAUAAUGGAUCUGAUGCUCUUUUUUGGUUGGACUCUUGGGAUGGUCACCCUCCCAUCCUAUCUAGUUUCCCUCAGCUUCUGCCUCUUUGCCAGAUGUUCUCUGAUGCUGGGUGGAUUAAGGUGGAGCAUUUUAAAACUGUUAAGUGUAUUGGUCAUCUGGAGGUGUCUUGCUGGAAGGAUCCGCAAGAGUGGCCUGUGGGCGGUUCUGAGGAGGAUCGGGCAGCUUUGUGUAAGGUCUUGGAAGGUAGGCUAUGCAGCUCUCUGAAGGAGAGGGACAAAUUGGCUUGGAGUCCUAGCCCAAAAGGUAAUUAUACUGUUGCUCAAGGCUAUGCUGUGCUUGAUAGGAAUUUACAUGGUCCUGCUGAGGUGCCUUGGUGGAGAAAGGUCUGGAACAACUUUUCUUGGCCCAAGUGUAACUUCUUUUUAUGGUUGGUUGCCCAGAGGAAAUGUCUCACUUGGGAGAAUUUUCGUAAAAGGGGGUUUCAGGGACCUUCCAUUUGUGUUCUUUGUUUGAGCAGUGAAGAAUGCUCUUCCCACUUGUUCUUCCACUGCCCCUACUCUCAUGAGAUUUGGCACAGAUGGUGGGAGGCUUGGCAUCAUGGUUGCAUUCAUGCUUCCUCCCUUAUUGAGUUUUGGGAGAGUCUGGGCAGGCCUCCUGCGAAGACUCCUUUUCUUCAGGUGGUCUGGUUCAUUGGGCCUAGUUUCAUCCUUUGGAACCUUUGGCUGGAAAGGAACCGUAGAGUUUUUUGUGAUUCCAGAUUGGAUAGCGGUCAACUGUGGACAAAGAUUAUCAAUAGGCUUCAGGAGACUAUUCAUGCUAAAUGUGAUAUGUCCGUAAGCAUUGAUCCUGGGGAUGUUGUGGUUGUGCGAGAUCUGAGCUUGGGUGCUAAUAGUAGGGGUUGCUCUGCUAAUAUUAUGACCCAUCGUGUCAAGAAACGGGUCUGUCGUGAUGGGAGAUGGGCACCUCCUCCUGAUGGGGUCCUGAAGAUUAAUACGGAUGGAUCUUCUCGGGGGAAUCCUGGGCAUGCUGGUAUUGGGGGCAUUGGUAGAAGUAAAGAUGGUGAUGUUGUUUUUUGCUUCUCUGUCUACAAAGGGCUUUACUCUAAUAACCUGAUGGAGGCCCUGGCUAUUAAGACUGCUGUUGAGCGGGGUUGCUCUCUUGGCUGGAGGAGGAUUAUCUGUGAGUCUGACUCUCAGAUUGUUGUGGAUAUGUUGAACAACCAGAGGUUGGAUGGUGUUAGCUGGCAUUUAGCUUUGAUGGUCAGACAGAUUUUAAGUGUAUGUAGCUCCUUGGAAUCUGUCUCUUUCUAUCACAUCCCUAGAGAAUGGAAUACCGUGGCUGACUGCUUGGCGAAGUGGGCCUCAGAGAAAGGGGAUGGUUGGGAUAUCAGUCGUAGGGGGAUCCUGCUCUUUCCGUCCACGGUGGUGAGCGAUGGUGGAGGAUCGUCGGCGACUCCCGGCAAUGACAGACAUCCAGGUGUGUUCUCUCCAUUAAAAGCAUUAGAUAGCAUGGAAUUAAAUGUAAGUCCUGGCUUCGGCCUCCCUCCCAAUCCCGUACCCUCCUCGCAUGCGAGCGGACUUGAAUGCCCGUCUGAUGGCAAUAAUACUACCUUGCCCAUCCCACCCAAACCAGUCACUGCUAUUCCUACCAGACCCAAAACAUUUUCGGAAGCGGUUUCGAACGCAGGCUUUGCGGUGGAUGUUAGUGCUAGGUUCCUCUGCCCCGCCUCCUAUGGAGCCUCCAACACCAGUAAGGGCCCUGGGGUUGCUGAUAACCCUUUCUCUGUUUUGCCAAAUCCUGAAAUGCUGGUUGAAAUAUUGAAUGAAAAAAAUAGACUUAGGAAUUAUGCUAUUUUUUUCUCUGCUGUCGAACUGGAUAAGUGCCCUCCACGCAAGUUUCUUGACGACUGGUUUCACAAUUAUUGGAGUUUGAAACUAGGUUUCCACAUAUCUUUUUGCAGACAAAUACAGAGGGGCCUAUAUGUUAUUUUCUUUGUCUCGCAGGAAGCACAGGCCGAAGUUGUUAAAAAACAAUACUGGAAUGUUGGCUCCACUUCAUUCCGCGCUCUGGCAUGGUCACCAGAAGCCAUACACGAUGAAGUUAUAGCUCUCUCCGCCCCUAGGUGGAUUCUGGUUAAACAUGUCCCUCCCUACCUAUGA